AUGGAAUCUGGGAGAAGGGGAUGGAAUCUGGGAGAAGGGGAUGGAAUCUGGGAGAAGGGAUGGAAUCUGGGAGAAGGGGAUGGAAUCUGGGAGAAGGGGAUGGAAUCUGGAGAAGGGGAUGGAAUGGGAGAAGGGGAUGGAAUCUGGAGAAGGGGAUGGAAUCUGGGAGAAGGGGAUGGAAUCUGGGAGAAGGGGAUGGAAUCUGGGAGAAGGGGAUGGAAUCUGGGAGAAGGGGAUGGAAUCUGGGAGAAGGGGAUGGAAUCUGGGAGAAGGGGAUGGAAUCGGGAGAAGGGAUGGAAUCUUGGAGAAGGGGAUGGAAUCUGGGAGAAGGGGAUGGAAUCUGGGAGAAGGGGAUGGAAUCUGGGAGAAGGGGAUGGAAUCUGGGAGAAGGGGAUGGAAUCUGGGAGAAGGGGAUGGAAUCUGGGAGAAGGGGAUGGAAUCUGGAGAAGGGGAUGGAAUCUGGGAGAAGGGGAUGGAAUCUGGGAGAAGGGGAUGGAAUCGGGAGAAGGGAUGGAAUCAGGGAGAAGGGGGGGGGGGGAGGGGGAGGGGGAGGGGGGUGGAAUCUGGAAAAGGGGAUGGGGGGAGAGGGGGAGAAGGGGGGGGAAUCUGGGGGAGGGGGGGGAGGAAAAGAGAAAGGGGAUGGAUCUGGGAGAAGGGGAUGGAAUCUGGAGAAGGGGAUGGAAUCUGGGAGAAGGGGAUGGAAUCUGGGAGAAGGGGAUGGAAUCUGGAGAAGGGGAUGGAAUCUGGGAGAAGGGGAUGGAAUCUGGGAGAAGGGGAUGGAAUCUGGGAGAAGGGGAUGGAAUCUGGGAGAAGGGAUGGAAUCUGGGAGAAGGGGAUGGAAUCUGGGAGAAGGGGAUGGAAUCUGGAGAAGGGGAUGGAAUCUGGGAGAAGGGGAUGGAAUCUGGGAGAAGGGGAUGGAAUCUGGGAGAAGGGGAUGGAAUCUGGGAGAAGGGAUGGAAUCUGGGAGAAGGGAUGGAAUCUGGGAGAAGGGAUGGAAUCUGGGAGAAGGGGAUGGAAUCUGGGAGAAGGGGAUGGAAUCUGGAGAAGGGAUGGAAUCUGGGAGAAGGGGAUGGAAUCUGGGAGAAGGGGAUGAAUCUGGGAGAAGGGGAUGGAAUCUGGGAGAAGGGGAUGGAAUCUGGAGAAGGGGAUGGAAUCUGGGAGAAGGGGAUGGAAUCUGGAGAAGGGAUGGAAUCUGGGAGAAGGGGAUGGAAUCUGGGAGAAGGGAUGGAAUCUGGGAGAAGGGGAUGGAAUCUGGGAGAAGGGAUGGAAUCUGGGAGAAGGGGAUGGAAUCUGGAGAAGGGGGGAUGGAAUCUGGGAGAAGGGGAUGGAAUCUGGGAGAAGGGGAUGGAAUCUGGGAGAAGGGGAUGGAAUCUGGGAGAAGGGGAUGGAAUCGGGGAGAAGGGAUGGAAUCUGGAGAAGGGGAUGGAAUCUGGGAGAAGGGGAUGGAAUCUGGGAGAAGGGAUGGAAUCUGGGAGAAGGGGAUGGAAUCUGGGAGAAGGGGAUGGAAUCUGGGAGAAGGGGAUGGAAUCUGGAGAAGGGGAUGGAAUCUGGGAGAAGGGGAUGGAAUCUGGAGAAGGGGAUGGAAUCUGGGAGAAGGGAUGGAAUCUGGGAGAGGGGAUGGAAUCUGGGAGAAGGGGAUGGAAUCUGGGAGAAGGGGAUGGAAUCUGGGAGAAGGGGAUGGAAUCUGGGAGAAGGGGAUGGAAUCUGGGAGAAGGGGAUGGAAUCUGGGAGAAGGGGAUGGAAUCUGGGAGAAGGGGAUGGAAUCUGGGAGAAGGGGAUGGAAUCUGGGAGAAGGGGAUGGAAUCUGGAGAAGGGAUGGAAUCUGGGAGAAGGGGAUGGAAUCUGGGAGAAGGGGAUGGAAUCUGGGAGAAGGGGAUGGAAUCUGGGAGAAGGGGAUGGAAUCUGGGAGAAGGGGAUGGAAUCUGGGAGAAGGGAUGGAAUCUGGGAGAAGGGGAUGGAAUCUGGGAGAAGGGGAUGGAAUCGGGAGAAGGGGAUGGAAUCUGGGAGAAGGGGAUGGAAUCUGGGAGAAGGGGAUGGAAUCUGGGAGAAGGGGAUGGAAUCUGGAGAAGGGAUGGAAUCUGGGAGAAGGGGAUGGAAUCUGGGAGAAGGGGAUGGAAUCUGGGAGAAGGGGAUGGAAUCUGGGAGAAGGGGAUGGAAUCUGGGAGAAGGGGAUGGAAUCUGGGAGAGGGGAAAUGGGGGAGGGGAUGGAAUCUGGGAGAAGGGGAUGGAAUCUGGGAGAAGGGGAUGGAAUCUGGGAGAAGGGGAUGGAAUCUGGGAGAAGGGGAUGGAAUCUGGGAGAAGGGGAUGGAAUCUGGGAGAAGGGGAUGGAAUCUGGGAGAAGGGGAUGGAAUCUGGAGAAGGGGAUGGAAUCUGGGAGAAGGGGAUGGAAUCUGGAGAAGGGGAUGGAAUCUGGAGAAGGGGAUGGAAUCUGGGAGAAGGGGAUGGAAUCUGGAGAAGGGGAUGGAAUCUGGGAGAAGGGGAUGGAAUCUGGGAGAAGGGGAUGGAAUCUGGGAGAAGGGAUGGAAUCUGGAGAAGGGGAUGAAUCUGGGAGAAGGGAUGGAAUCUGGGAGAAGGGGAUGGAAUCUGGGAGAAGGGGAUGGAAUCUGGGAGAAGGGGAUGGAAUCUGGGAGAAGGGGAUGGAAUCUGGGAGAAGGGGAUGGAAUCUGGGAGAAGGGGAUGGAAUCUGGGAGAAGGGGGUGGAAUCUGGGAGAAGGGGAUGGAAUCUGGGAGAAGGGGAUGGAAUCUGGGAGAAGGGGAUGGAAUCUGGGGGGGGGAAUCUGGAGAAGGGGAUGGAAUCUGGGAGAAGGGGAUGGAAUCUGGGAGAAGGGGAUGGAAUCUGGGAGAAGGGGAUGGAAUCUGGGAGAAGGGGAUGGAAUCUGGGAGAAGGGGAUGGAAUCUGGGAGAAGGGGAUGGAAUCUGGGAGAAGGGGAUGGAAUCUGGGAGAAGGGGAUGGAAUCUGGAGAAGGGAUGGAAUCUGGGAGAAGGGGAUGGAAUCUGGAGAAGGGGAUGGAAUCUGGGAAAGGGGAUGGAAUCUGGGAGAAGGGAUGGAAUCUGGGAGAAGGGGAUGGAAUCUGGGAGAAGGGGAUGGAAUCUGGGAGAAGGGGAUGGAAUCUGGGAGAAGGGGAUGGAAUCUGGGAGAAGGGGAUGGAAUCUGGGAGAAGGGGAUGGAAUCUGGGAGAAGGGGAUGGAAUCUGGAGAAGGGGAUGGAAUCUGGGAGAAGGGGAUGGAAUCUGGGAGAAGGGAUGGAAUCUGGAGAAGGGGAUGGAAUCUGGGAGAAGGGGAUGGAAUCUGGGAGAAGGGGAUGGAAUCUGGGAGAAGGGGAUGGAAUCUGGGAGAAGGGGAUGGAAUCUGGAGAAGGGGAUGAAUCUGGGAGAAGGGGAUGGAAUCUGGGAGAAGGGGAUGGAAUCUGGGAGAAGGGGAUGGAAUCUGGAGAAGGGAUGGAAUCUGGGAGAAGGGGAUGGAAUCUGGGAGAAGGGAUGA
Molecule: messenger RNA, 3480 nt
Organism: Closterium sp. NIES-65
Lineage: Eukaryota; Viridiplantae; Streptophyta; Zygnematophyceae; Desmidiales; Closteriaceae
Source: the annotation of a GenBank genome assembly